UUUUAAUUAAGAAUUGUUCCUCAAAUCUCCAGUAGAAAUAUUAAUUAAUCAAUAACAAUCACAUCACUAAAAAAAAAUGUAACACAUACCUUCUAAAUUUCUUAAAUUCACCCUCUCUUUACCAAGAAUUACUUUUGAGUUUUAACUUUCAACAGAAGUAACGGUGUAAACUUCGAUUCGGGUAUUCAUUCCAAGAUCAGGAUCAGGAUCCGCUGCUGUUGUAAGUAAUGAAUCUUAAAAGAAUAGUCAAACGCAAAUUAGCCACUUCAAAGAAAGUACUUGCCAAUCGAACAAGACCUGGUGAUCCGAUAAGGCCUAUUAAACCGAGAAGAUAUAGACCAGGAACAAUUGCUUUACGUGAGAUUAAACGUUAUCAAAAGACUACUAACCUAUUGAUCCGUAAAUUGCCCUUUUCUCGUGUGGUACGGGAAAUAGCUUUAGAAAUUUUAGGACCGAGAACUGAUAUCGGGUUUAGAUGGCAAUCCGCUGCGAUAUUGGCUCUUCAAGAAGCUACUGAAGCUUAUCUGGUCCAUUUAUUUGAAGACGCUAAUUUAUGUGCAAUUCACGCGAAAAGAGUUACAAUAAUGCAAAAAGAUAUUCAAUUGGCGAGGAGAAUUCGUGGGGUUUUUGGAUAAAAAGGCUUAAUGAUUGCCUAUUGUUUUCUGGUAAUACAUGCGGAUGCAAUUUGUUUCUCUUUUAAUUUUUCUUCCAAUAUAAGGUCCGUUUAAUUUGGCUAUUUGGCGUAGCUAAAUGAAUAUAUUAUAGUUAGAAGUGUUACAGUAUGUAGAAAUAAAUUUCAGCAUUAUAUAAUUAGAAAUAAACGGAACACUUGUUAAAAAGAAAAUAAUCUUGGAUCAAAAUAAAUUUCAAAUCCA
Rhizophagus irregularis DAOM 181602=DAOM 197198 is the source of this 875-nucleotide messenger RNA. The record is from RefSeq and is a predicted model, not a curated record. NCBI's taxonomy places the organism in Eukaryota, Fungi, Glomeromycota, Glomeromycetes, Glomerales, Glomeraceae.